AUGGACUCCGUCGACUGGACGCCGUACGUCGAGGCGCUGCUUUCAGGCCAGCAGUCCGCCGACCAAGUGGUACAACAGCUCUGCAAGGACACGGGAUUAAGUGCUAAUGAUGCCACGCAAACCACGGCACAAGUCGCAGCGCUCGUGCUGCAAGCGAUAACCAAGCACUCGUCACCAGGCAACUACGUAGCUCCAGUGGUGGAGCAGCAGAAGAAGGAGGGCGCGGCUGUCGCACAUGCGCACCACCACCAGCGCAGCGCCACUAUUACGCGCGUAGUUGAAUCAGCUAUCGCCCAGAAAAUUCUGCACGACGACAGCCCGCUCACCAACCUUUUCAACUGGGACGCCUUUCAGAAGCGUUUGGCCAAUCUGCAUACCGCCUUCCCAGAGCCACAAUUCAAUCACGCGCUGGCCGUCAAGACGAACCCUACACGCGGUCUGCUGCGUGGUGCUUGCGCUAAGGGCUUCGGCGCUGAGUGCGCGUCCAUCGCUGAGGCCAAGCACGCGCUGUCACUCGGCUUCGAGCCGCGCAAAGUCGUGUACGAUUCACCAUGCAAGACAAUAGGCGAGCUGCGCGAGAUGCUGAUGGCUGGUGUAUAUAUUAACUUGGACAAUGAGGAGGAAAUCCGCAAAGUGAACGAGAUUUUUACUGAACUAGGCGACUCGGAGCAGACCAAGAACAAACACGCAGAGCAACUUGGACUGCGCAUCAACCCCGUGGUGGGUGGUGGCACGAUUGACGCCACUAGUACAGCCACUGUCACCAGCAAAUUUGGUCUGCCAUUAACUGCAGAGACCAAGUCUCGUUUGCUGGAGAUCUUCAAGCAGAACUCGUGGCUGCAAGGUGUACAUGUCCACGUGGGGUCGCAGGGCUGUCCCCUCGAUCUGCUAACUGCGGGUGCUAAGAGAGCAGUAGCAUUCGCACUCGAGGUGAAUGCUUACGUAGGACACAAGCAAGUUUCCGUACUCGACAUUGGUGGGGGUAUGCUGACUGUGUACGACGGCGGAGAAAGUGAGGCUUACGACUUCAACGAGUACGCAGACGUAGUGCGUCGACAGGUGCCUGAAUUGUUCACAAGUGGCUUCUCAUCUAUCAUCACGGAAUUUGGACGCAGUGUCUUCGUUAAGCCCGGCGUGACGGUGUCCAAGGUUGAAGCAAUUAAGGAUUGGGCUGGCCAGCACAUUGCUGUGGUUCAUGUCGGUGCCGACCAGUUCCCUCGCACAGCGUAUCUACCAGAACAGUGGUCUCACUGUAUCACUGUGCUCGACAGUCACGGACGUACCAAGACGAACCCCAGUAGUGACUAUGUACGUCAAGAUAUCGCUGGACCGCUGUGUUUCUCUGGCGAUUUCCUCGCCAAGCAAUUGUUAUUGCCGCCUAUUCAAGUAGGAGACUUUGUCGUGAUUCACGACACUGGUGGCUACACUAUGUCGAUGCACUCCAAGUACAACAGCCGACAAGUAUCGUCGUAUUUCGCCUACUCUGCCGUGGGUGAUAAAGUGAACUUCUCGAUGCUGAAGGAGCGCGAGACGACGGAGGAGACGCUAGCCUGUUGGGGUCUUGACCGCGAUGUCGAGUUGUGA
Messenger RNA from Phytophthora infestans T30-4, 1584 nucleotides. Its product is annotated as diaminopimelate decarboxylase, putative. Gene Ontology annotation, biological process: polyamine biosynthetic process. Gene Ontology annotation, molecular function: diaminopimelate decarboxylase activity. The coding region runs from base 1 to 1584 and encodes 527 amino acids. The record is from RefSeq and is a predicted model, not a curated record. The transcript has a single exon. Lineage: Eukaryota; Oomycota; Peronosporomycetes; Peronosporales; Peronosporaceae.